AUGGUGGUCGUUGAAGAGAAGUACCAGAUUCCGCUUGUUUUGUUGUUCUUCAAUGUUGACAACCAGACAGGGUUUGGAGAAGAAGGCUUCGAUCCCAAGUGGCCCAACGGCGCGCGGAUAGCAGUGUCGUUUGUUCUCAACUAUGAAGAGGGAGGCGAGCGAAGUGUGCUCGACGGAGACGCCCACAGCGAGCCCUACCUAUGGGAAAAGGGGGCGUCUGGGGGCUAUAAAACGACGAGAUAUCUCAAUGCCGAGCAAGACUUCGAAUAUGGAAGCCGGGUAGCCUCCUGGCGUCUAAUCCGUCUCUUCAAGGAGUUCGGCUGGAACUUCACCACCUAUGCCAUCGCCGUGGCGUUGCAGAAGAACCCUAAAUUCGCGAAGGCGUUGGUCCGGGACGGCCACGAGGUUGCUGCUCACGGCUAUCGAUGGCUGGAAUUCUAUGAUUACAACCUCGAAGAAGACAAGGCUUAUAUUAAGAAAUCACUGACUACCUUGAAAGAGGUCACAGGAGAGUUCCCUGUUGGUGCUUACUUUGGCCGAGGGACUCCACAGACACACGCUCUCUUCCCAGAAGUAUGGAAGGAGCUGGGCGAGGAAUUCCUCUGGUCGUCCGAGUGCUACAACGACGAUGUGCCCUACUGGCUAGACUUGCCGUGGGAAGCCAGUCUGCCUGAAAAGGAACGGAAAGGAAUGCUGCUUAUCCCCUACAACUACGACUGCAACGACGGCAAGUUCCACAUGUCUCCAGGGUUUGGGAGUUCUGUGGCCGAGACGUACGAACAAUAUCUCAAGAAUACGUUCGACAUGCUCUACCGGGAAGGAGGCAAGUUGAUGAACAUCCCGCUUCACACUCGCAUCAUUGGCAAGGCUGGCCGUUGCGAGGCAUUGAGGAAGUUCAUGCUGUACAUUGCCGAGAAGGAGGGCGUCUGGGUCACAACGAGAAGGGACAUCGCGAAGCACAUGCACAAGAACUUUCCUUAUCAGCCCGAUAGAAAGUGGAUGGAGGGAGUUAAACAGUAG
Messenger RNA from Capronia coronata CBS 617.96, 1020 nucleotides. RefSeq lists its product as uncharacterized. The transcript is spliced from 5 exons. The record is from RefSeq and is a predicted model, not a curated record. Gene Ontology annotation, molecular function: hydrolase activity, acting on carbon-nitrogen (but not peptide) bonds. Gene Ontology annotation, biological process: carbohydrate metabolic process. The coding region runs from base 1 to 1020 and encodes 339 amino acids. Lineage: Eukaryota; Fungi; Ascomycota; Eurotiomycetes; Chaetothyriales; Herpotrichiellaceae.